CACCACUUCACCUCCCCCCUCUUCCUCCCCCCUCUCCUCACCACACACAGCUGUUCAUGGACCGCGGUGUGGACAUCUUGGUCUCCCUGGUGUGCGUCACACUCCUUGGUGUUCAGCUCUACUACACGUACCGCGUUGCCAUCCGUGUUCCCGACGGAUACACGCCGUAAAAGGACUUCAACGUCGGCCGCCCCGUGCUUCUCGAGCUGGUCUAGCGGGCAGGCGGAGAAAGAGCUGGACCGAGCCAUAUGAGUUUGACCUUUGAGUCUGUGGCUGCCACCCACGAUGCACGUGAGUUUGUGGUCUCGCGUGACGCACCGGUUGUCUCACGCUUGGACAGGGUUGUGGUCGGCAUUGCUGCCUCGCUCGUCGCCGUCACGGCUGCGGUCUCGGAGAGCGACUCGGUCUCGUGGUCUGUGGCCCUGCUUGUUGUUCUGCUCCUGGGCUGGCGGUUCCUGGUCAUUCGUGCUCGCGUCGUCUCCGAGUCCAUCCUAGUCCUCCGUGAUCUGGGCAUGCAGCUCGAGUCAACAACGGUUUUCGGCGCAAAGAGCUACCGGUUUGUGGAGAAGGAGCGCAUACUCGAAGUUGUUCUCAACGAGGGUGUCGAUUGUCAUCAGGUCAUCUACUACCUUGCUGUCGUUGUCAAGGGCGAGCGCGACAUGCUGCUGGUCUUUCCGGAGCUCAAGCCCCGCCUCCCGGUCCUCCGCAAUGUAUUUGUUGAGAUGCGCGAAGUGCUGUUCAACCGCGGGUGCUGAUACCUCGGGCCGAAAUAACAACGCUCAGCACAGGCGUGUGCAGACGGCUGCAAGCUGCUCUGCUCACCAGAACCAGGACGAGCUCGCCGGCUGCGCGGC
Molecule: messenger RNA, 854 nt
Organism: Thecamonas trahens ATCC 50062
Lineage: Eukaryota; Apusomonadida; Apusomonadidae
Product: phosphatidylinositol N-acetylglucosaminyltransferase
Exons: 1
Coding region: 249-755 (168 amino acids)
Biological process (GO): GPI anchor biosynthetic process
Cellular component (GO): glycosylphosphatidylinositol-N-acetylglucosaminyltransferase (GPI-GnT) complex
Source: RefSeq, a predicted model, not a curated record